Melampsora larici-populina 98AG31 is the source of this 570-nucleotide messenger RNA. RefSeq lists its product as uncharacterized. Lineage: Eukaryota; Fungi; Basidiomycota; Pucciniomycetes; Pucciniales; Melampsoraceae. The coding region runs from base 1 to 570 and encodes 189 amino acids. The record is from RefSeq and is a predicted model, not a curated record. The transcript is spliced from 2 exons.
AUGCCCACACAAUCUGGUAAACGCCUCCGUUCUCCUGCGGCUCCUGCUACUGAAGCACGUAGUAAUCACAAGACUAGUGCUCAAAACCAUCCCAAUUCCAGCAAUCGAGUUCCAAAGCGAGCUAGAGGAGUCCGACUCAAUCUUAAACAACCAGAAAGUUUACUCUUACCAGAAGAGUUGGCCUUGCGUUUUCGUGAUUGCAACGAUGCACUAAAGAAGAACUGGCUCAGCGAUAUUCAAAAUGGACACUUCACUAUUGAGAAGAUUCCUGCUUCUGAAAUGAUUACAUUGAAAAGAAAAACCAAGAACAAAUCGAGUAAAAAACAUAAAUCGAAAUCAACUCAACCACACGCAGCAUCCCCUGUAACCACUCAAGAUCACACCCGAAAUCAAGGAACUUCAGAUCAAGUGGAGUCUCAAUCUAUCUCUCAAACUCAAACCCUUUCUGAUCAAAGUCAAUCACAAAAUGGUGAAUCAUUGAAGAAAAAUAAAUCAAAGAAAUCAAAGAAACCAGCUAAGAAGAGUCGCCGGGAUGAUGAUGAAUCCUCCGAGUACGAGACAGCAUCUUAG